UUUUGUGGCGGGAAAAGCAGCGUCUUCCGGGCAGCCUCUGGACGACCCGAGUUAUCCCUUGGCGCCGCUCAGCCGCGAUGGAGCCGCAGGCGGAGGCCGCCGCAGAUUCUGUAGGGGCCGGCGCCCGGGAAGCGCGCGGCGAAGACCGCCUGUCACUGCUGCUCAGGCUGAGAGCACAGACAAAACAACAACUCUUAGAAUAUAAGUCGAUGAUUGAUGCAAACGAAGAAAAAACUCCAGAACAGAUCAUACAAGAACAACAAAUGGAAGCUAAAGUUGAAGACCUGGAAAAUGAAAUUGAAGAGGUAAAAGUUGCCUUUGAAAUGAAACGCCUUGCUUUGAGCAGAAUGCAACUUUCAGCUGCACUUAAAAAUGACCUGGAAAAUGUUAACACCAAGAGCAGUGUCUUCAUGGAUACUAUGAAAGAAGUAUUGAAGCUAAAUAAAUCAAUAAUGAGAUUACAGAAGGAAUCUUGGGAAUUAGAAGAAAAACUACUUGAUGUUAGAAAGAAGAGAUUACAACUAAAACACGCUUCAGAAAAUAAACUUUUAGAAAUACAAGCUGAGAAGAAGAAACAGAAGGAGGAGUUGGACAGUAUGGAAAAUUCAGACAAAAUAAAGACCAUGCAGCGAAGCCUGCAGACAGAGAUGGACAUUACUACCGUUAUUCAGCAUGUGUUCCAGAACCUCAUUUUGGGGAGUAAAGUCAACUGGGCAGCGGAUCCAGCCCUCAAGGAAACUGUUCUGCAGCUGGAAAAGGAUCUCAGCACAAUGUCAUGAGAAAGCGGGUAAAAGCUGUCCGUGGAAGGUGUGGUGACCUGUGCCUGUGACCCCAGCCCUCCAGAGGCUGAGGCAGGACGAUCACUACAAGUGCAAAGCCGGCAAAGAAUUGUAUUUCAGCAUUUUUUGGCUCUUGUCUUUGAUGUGUCAUUUAAAAAGCAAGUUUCAAGU
Octodon degus (degu) is the source of this 950-nucleotide messenger RNA. RefSeq names its product centromere protein H (gene Cenph). Lineage: Eukaryota; Metazoa; Chordata; Mammalia; Rodentia; Octodontidae. Gene Ontology annotation, biological process: mitotic spindle organization; chromosome segregation; kinetochore assembly. Bases 78 to 779 code for a protein of 233 amino acids. Gene Ontology annotation, cellular component: nucleus; kinetochore. The transcript has 9 exons. Gene Ontology annotation, molecular function: kinetochore binding. The record is from RefSeq and is a predicted model, not a curated record.